Haplochromis burtoni (Burton's mouthbrooder) is the source of this 4423-nucleotide messenger RNA. Its product is annotated as DM1 protein kinase. The transcript is spliced from 15 exons. The record is from RefSeq and is a predicted model, not a curated record. The coding region runs from base 605 to 2383 and encodes 592 amino acids. NCBI's taxonomy places the organism in Eukaryota, Metazoa, Chordata, Actinopteri, Cichliformes, Cichlidae. Gene Ontology annotation, molecular function: ATP binding; protein serine/threonine kinase activity. Gene Ontology annotation, cellular component: cytoskeleton; cytoplasm. Gene Ontology annotation, biological process: peptidyl-threonine phosphorylation; actomyosin structure organization.
AAGAGGAAGGACAGGGAAUAAAAGCAAACAAGGGCUGGUAAUACAAAGAGCUACUAAUGCACAAAAUGAAAAGAGGAAUUGUUUCUGAACAGUUCAGUGCUUUGCUAUUACCUUAAACUGUUGCAGUAGGAACUUUGGAUUACUUUGAAAAGGGGCAGCUGAAAGACAGCGAGAGGGAGAUCCAGACCAAAAAAGGUGUUGAGUCAGAGUUGGAGAAACUGCAGGCUUAACAGACGCACGGCUAUGGGAAGAGAAGAAAAAGGAGAGACCCCGACAGACAUCCAGGCAUCUGACAGACAUACAAGCGAGGGAGAGUGUAAGUGACAGUAAACUGAGGGAGGGAUAGAGAAUAUGAUAAAAAAGAGGAUGUCUGUAUGAAAACCUUUGCUCAUGUUCUGUGAUCAAGCAGAACAGCUAGAAAGGAAAGGCAAUUGAGGAGGGGUUUGCAGUAGAAUUAGGUCGUGAUCUGGAGAAAGCCAUUACUAUAGACAUAAUUUUAAAGAGUCAAACCGGAGAAACUGCAAACUGAACAUUUAAAGUCAUGGACACCAGGGCUUCACUACAGCACUAAAACAAACAACCAAGCCCUCACCCCCUGGGAAAAAUGUCUGCGGGGCCUGACCUAGGUGCCUCUGAUCUGGCAGAGGGCCACCGGACCACAGGACCUGUUGGACUCCAAACACUGUUGGAUCUACUGGUUGGCGUCUAUCAGGAAUUCUACUCUUCACCCUUUGCAAGGGAGAAGUAUGUCUCUGGUUUUCUCCAGUGGGCUGAGCCUCUAGUAAAGGAGGUUAAGAAAACCCGCAUCAAAAGAGAAGACUUUCACAUCUUGAAGGUGAUUGGCCGGGGCACAUUCAGCGAGGUCGCAGUGGCAAAGAUGCGAAACACACAACAAGUGUAUGCUCUGAAGAUUAUGAAUAAGUGGGACAUGCUGAGGCGAGGAGAGACAGCAUGUUACCAAGAAGAGAGGGAAGUUUUGUUAAGGGGUGACAGACGCUGGAUCACAGAGUUGCACUAUGCCUUUCAAGAUGAUAACUACCUGUACCUGGUGAUGGAUUAUUAUGUAGGUGGAGACCUGCUGACUCUCCUCAGUAAAUUUGAGGAUCGGAUCCCUGAGGACAUGGCUCAGUUCUACUUGGCAGAGAUGGUUAUGGCUAUUGACUCAGUCCAUAGACUGGGUUAUGUGCACAGAGACAUCAAACCUGACAACAUCCUGUUGACAGCUGAUGGGCAUAUUAGACUGGGAGACUUUGGUUCCUGUCUGAGGCUACUUGAUGAUGGGAUGGUGCACUCGUCUUUAGCAGUCGGGACCCCAGACUAUUUGUCUCCAGAGAUCUUAAGAGCAGUUGAGGGAGGUGGAGGUUAUGGUCCUGAGUGUGACUGGUGGGCUCUGGGCAUUUGUGCUUAUGAGAUGUUGCUGGGGACCACACCUUUCUAUGCAGAGUCCAUCUCUGAAACAUAUGCCAAGAUCAUUCACUUUCAGGAGUAUUUUGAGUUUCCUUCUUCUGGCCCUGAGAUUUCAAAGGAGGCUCGUUCCUUCAUCAAUGAACUGAUCUGUGACAGGGAAGUCCGUCUUGGAAGGAAAGGCUCCAGUGAAUUUAGGAAUCAUCAGUUUUUCAGUGGACUGGACUGGAGUUCCCUGCAUAAAGUCCCUGCACCUUUCCUGCCUGAAGUCUCUAAUCCAACUGACACAUCAAACUUUGACAUCCUCGACGACUGUCUUAGUGAAAUGGAGACACUAUCUGAUGUAAUGGACAGAGCUCCAACAGGAGUACACUUGGCUUUUGUUGGAUACUCUUACACUGCUACCAGUCAGACAGGUGCUGUUGACCGCAGUCAAGAUAUCAUGAUGCAGAUAAACCACACCCAGCUUAGGGAAUGUGAGAAUCUGUAUGGACUCGAAAAACUGAGUCAGCUAUGGAAAGUUACAGACAAUCUACCAGACAAUCUGCCUCCACUGUUUGAGCUUCCACUUACUUUAGACCAAGAUGCUGCUGCAUCCACCCACACCACCACAGUGGAGGAGGCGAUAUCAGGACUUGAUGAAGACUUGCAGAGACCAUUUCAUGAAGCAGAGAUGCGAUAUUGUGAGCUGGAGAAAGAAAUGGAUAGAUUAAGGGAAGAAAUGCAGGAAUGGAGAAUCUCCAAGAAGACAGAGUUGAGUAGCUGCCCAUCAUCUCUUGCUCUGCCUGCCCACUGUGUGGAAGCAACAAGGGAUAGAAGGAAAGCACCUCCAGCCUGCCAUUACCCACUGGUGAUUCCUCUCCACCGCCACCUGCUCCUGUUCCACAGGAUUCGUCUGCCACAAGUAAAGAGUGAAUCAUACCUUCUGGUGUGUGCAGAAGGGGGGAAGCUCCAAAUAUGGAGGAGACACUUAUCCUAAGCUCUCUGAAGAUGUCACCACUAGAACAGGAGAAAAGAACUGAGCCUCUGUUUUUUGCUCACUCCUUGCCUGAGACCCUCACAGCUUUCCAAACUUCCACCUGAAAAGAAAAAGCAGGUUAAACACUGUUAAUAUCAACUGUUGUGAAUGUGUUACAGAAGAUAUGAAGAGAAAAGCAGUUGCUGGAAGCUAAUGAGGAAGAAAUGAUGAAGACAUCUUCUGACCUGCCCUGCCUGCUUACCAGCCUGAAAGUCAUAGAAGAAAUUUAUUGAUUUCAGAACACACUGAAUUUACUUUGUUGUGUGAACACUGAAAGGGAAACGAGUCGGAUAAAUUGCUCCCUAACACACUACCUUUACGCAUUUCAAACCAUAUUGCUACAAUUUUUUUGUAUUAUGUAUCAACACAGUUUGUAUUUGUGUUCCAUAACAAUGGUUUGCUGUGUGACCUUAGAACUGAAAUUGUUGACCACAAUAUCGGUUUAUGGCAGAUAAUCCAUCCCACCUCACAGGUGUGGCAUGUCAAGGUGCUGAUUAGACAGCAUGAAUAUUGCACAGGUGUGUCUGAGACUGCCCACAAUAAAAGGCCACUCUGAAAUAUGCCGUACAUGUGUAGCACAAUGACACACAUGUCGCAAAACCAGUCAGGAUCCGGUUCAGCUCAUGGAAACAAAAGUGUUGUGUUUAUAUUUGUGUUCAGUGUAACAAAUACUGAGACGUGUAAUAAUGUCGUGUGUUGUUCAUCUGAGGACGCUGCAAAGAACCAGAUUAUUUUUAUUAUCCUGUUUGUCUGUUAUGUGAACCUUUAGAGGAUGUACCUUAUAAUGACUGAGUGUGUUUAUCGCACUAUGUUAAAUGUAACUGUGAGCGACACGAGGCUUACUGCUCAUGGUUACCUCAUCAGUGGUGAAGUCAGCCAGCUUGAUGCAAGAAACAGGAAGAAGAAAAGGAUGAAAGAGCAACACACAGAUGAAAAACAAAAACAGACUUUCUAACCGACAGAGCUGAAAUCUGAACAUGUCACCAGCUGCAGGAGGCAACGCUCUGAACCACGUCGUUCCUCCUCCAGAUGGAGCUUUCACUGCCUAUAGUCUCUUGACAUACAAUGGUUGGAUUCUCCUAUGAUACUGUAUCAGCUGAGCCUCAAAUUCUUAUGAUCUCGAGCUUCUUCAGUCUCAGUGAAUCCUUAGUUGGCUCAGAUGCAUCAUCUGGUGUUUGAGUGUAACAAGGUGGUUGUAACACAAAAGGAGUUUAAACAGGUGAGUGUGGUUUGUAGUGUAAACUAAAGCAGCGUGUCCAACCAACCACAUCUCCAUCGCUCCACAGCUGCUGAGGGAGCUACAACCCUCAUUCAGCCUUUCACAGACAUACGGCAAUGAACUGUAUGAACAAUAAACUUUAUUCAUACACACAAAUCCCUUUAAGGUUGUGUCAGCGAGGGCAAACGUGCCACAUCAAAUACAUGGAGCUACAAGCUGUGGUGACCCACUGUCAGUAAGGGAGCUUUAUUGCACACACACACAGCAUCACAACAACAGUUACCUCAAGCUGCUUCUAUGUUAUAAGGCAAAGACCCUGCAGUUACACAGGGAAACAUUAGGUGACCGUCUGUGAGCGACAGUGGGAACCAAAGCCUCUAACAAACAUCCAUCGAUAGAUGAGGGGCAGACGGGCUGAAUGCAGAGAGGUCUACUAACACAUGUUGAGUGAAGAAGAAACACCCAGUGCAUUAUGGGGAACUUAGACCUAUAACUUAGACCGUUGCGCCUUAGCAUAUGCUACUUCCAGGGCAUAGCGCUUAGUUUCCGGUGUGAUAUUCGCUCCUUGUUCACGGUCGGGUUUUUCAACCAAAUGGACGAAUCAAGUGGCGAUUUACAUUUCUCGAGAUGUCAAAUGUAUCUGUAGAUGAUGUUGAUCGACUUGUCGAUAUUUUUUUCCCCCGCGCCUCAGAGAGAGACAGGAUUCAAAUUUUAUACUUCUCAGUAUUUGUAUACAGCGCUCCCUCGUUUAUCGCGGGAGUUACAUUCUAAAAAUAAAAUGC